This is a messenger RNA of Cheilinus undulatus (humphead wrasse), 1972 nucleotides long. Its product is annotated as zinc finger CCHC domain-containing protein 7-like. The transcript is spliced from 8 exons. NCBI's taxonomy places the organism in Eukaryota, Metazoa, Chordata, Actinopteri, Labriformes, Labridae. The coding region runs from base 445 to 1899 and encodes 484 amino acids. Gene Ontology annotation, molecular function: nucleic acid binding; zinc ion binding. The record is from RefSeq and is a predicted model, not a curated record.
UCCCGGAAAUGCUGGGAAAGUGCUUCAAACAUGUAAACAUACGUGGAAGGUGAUAUUUCGAGGGAAACGUACAUUUGUUCUGCGGUAAGAAACCAACAUAGAGGUACGAACAUGUAAAUGCUGCAAGCAUAUGAUUAAUUACCACCAGAGACUUAGUUUUGAAGUUUUUAAGUAUUAGAGGAGGGGUAGCCAUUGGCUUUGUGACUGUUAGCUAAAGGGCUAAUUUUUGCAUAGCACCGGCUACCGCGUUAGUCACCCACGUGUCGAUGUAUUUAUCCCAAAUUUUGGCUUACUCUAUCUGUGGGAAAGUGCUUGACCAUGAUCACAUAAACAGGCGAAUUAAAUUAUGCUCGUAAGCGCUUGUUUAGGAAAAGUUGUCUUGAGGGAUCCUCUAGUCGCUGUGUAUAGAAGUUCAGUGAGCCGACGGUGGGCGGUACUUGUACUAUGGACAAACUAACUGGUAGUAGCAACGAGGAGCUCUUCUUCAUCGCGGACGUUGAUACCUCAGCGGGAGAAGAUGACAUCGAGUUAAGUCCCCAGAAACGUAAAAAAACAUGUAGACAUCCGUCGCCAAGCAGCAGAGAGAGUUCUCCUCCGCUCCUGCUGGCGUUCAACAACAGCUCCAGACAGACUCUGCAGGACAGAAACCAGAGCCCCGUUUCCAGUUUGGACCCUCAGGAGGAGGUGGACGAGGACAGCAACCACUCCAUCGAGGAGUGGAUGAUCCUUGGGCGUAAGGAGGAGGUGGGAGACUCAAGCAUUCAGCUUCACCUGAGCUACCCGAACAACUCUGAGGAUGACUCUGAAGAUGAAGAUCAGAAUGUGAGGUCAGAUGUGGAUACCUGGACUGUAUCAGAAAAAGACAAGUGUGGUGUUGAAAAGUCUCAGCCCAUCCGGUAUUGGGUGCCUGGUAACUCUCAGACCUGCAACAUCUGCAAUAGGAUGGGACAUCUUGCUGAAAACUGCUACUAUCAAAAGAAGUGGCCCACCUGUGUCCUCUGUGGCAUGCAGGGCCAUAUCCAGAGGGACUGUCCUGGCCGCCCCUGCCCCAGCUGUGGGUUGCCCUCACAUAGCUCCAGGCCCUGUGAAAGACCCCCAGUGUUCAACCAACACUGCCGGCGCUGCAGGAUGACAGGGCACCUCACUGAUUCCUGCCCUGAUACCUGGAGACAGUACCACUUGACUGUCCGACUAGAGGUUCCACUUCGGCCAUCGACAGUCCACACCGUCAAACAGAAGGAGUGCCUGACUUUUUGUUAUAACUGCUCAAAGAGAGGACAUUAUGGCUAUGAGUGCACUAAAAGGAGAAUGGUCAGCAGGACAUUUCCAUCACUGCCUUAUGUUUGCCACUAUGACACCAUUGACGACAUCCUCAAACGUUGCACAACGAUGCAUGAAAAACCCAAAGGGCAGGUAAAUGCUGGAUGUCUGCCUCUCUCAGGCCAGCAGACUGAUUUGAUACAGGAGAGUGGUGAGGAGGAUCCACCUGUCCAAGCGAGGUUCAGGACAAAGCAAGAUGCAUGCACUCCGGCUGGCAGGAAGAAGACGUGGCCAGAGAGGCGCAGAGAGAGACGGGAAGUGAAGAGGCUGAGGAGAGAGGCCCAAGCAAGACGUGAAGGAGGACUACUUGGGAGAUCCUGGGGAAAAUUUGAUGAUGAAGUUGGCCCUUCAGACCCCUUUAGGUCUCCCUUUCUUGGCCAUAAGCAAUUUGAACCUCGUCCACAAAGGAAGAGGAAGGAUGUGGCAGAGGGUAGAAAGAGCAAAAAGACUAGAGAGGCAGAGAGAUGGAAGAAGAGAGGAGGGCUAAAACGUGGGGAUUUAUAUCCCAGUGGCGGUUUAGAUAUCAGUAGUGAAAACCUUCUUUCCCCAAAACAAAGAGUACGUCAUAGAAGACGAUGAAGUGUAAUUAUUUUCUCAUUGUUUAAGGUAACCAAUGUUUCUGGAUAAUAAAUGGAUUUGUAUGCCUCUUUGA